AGUCAACCGGUUUAGGCGGCGAUUUUUGGGAAAACGCGGGUGCAAGCAAUUAUCGUGAAUUAUGCUAUGAAUCGUGUUCAAAUCAUAUCGCAGCAAAUAACAGGUUUUUUAUCAAUGGAACAUUUUAUCCAUACAAAGAUUUUGCUCAACACUACCCAUGGCUGAUACCGCGAGCAACAACAGAAUUUAUGCAUGAAGUGAGACAAUAUAUAUUUUACAAUUAUUAA
Molecule: messenger RNA, 227 nt
Organism: Didymodactylos carnosus
Lineage: Eukaryota; Metazoa; Rotifera; Eurotatoria; Philodinida; Philodinidae
Source: the annotation of a GenBank genome assembly